Messenger RNA from Zingiber officinale, 688 nucleotides. Its product is annotated as 60S ribosomal protein L32-1-like. Lineage: Eukaryota; Viridiplantae; Streptophyta; Magnoliopsida; Zingiberales; Zingiberaceae. Gene Ontology annotation, biological process: translation. Gene Ontology annotation, cellular component: cytosolic large ribosomal subunit; ribosome. Bases 135 to 536 code for a protein of 133 amino acids. The record is from RefSeq and is a predicted model, not a curated record. Gene Ontology annotation, molecular function: structural constituent of ribosome. The transcript has 4 exons.
UGACAGCCCGCUAGGGUAUAGCCGACACCGCGAGAGUUCAAUGGUCGCACCAAACGCCGCUCCUAUUAAAGCAUCUUCGCCGUCUAGGGUUUGUGCUUCUUGGCGGAGUCAGUAGCUCGUAGUCGGCAGAAGAUAUGGCGGUUCCUUUGCUUGCGAAGAAGAUCGUGAAGAAGCGCGUCAAGAAAUUCAAGAGGCCCCAAAGUGACCGCAAGAUCUGCGUGAAGACAAAUUGGCGGAGACCAAAGGGUAUUGACUCUCGUGUGAGAAGAAAGUUUAAAGGAUGCACGCUGAUGCCAAAUAUCGGGUAUGGUUCCGAUAAGAAAACACGCCACUUUUUGCCGAACCGAUUCAAGAAAUUUGUGGUUCACAAUGUCGCCGAUCUGGAGUUGCUGAUGAUGCACAACAGGACUUACUGUGCUGAAAUUGCUCACGAUGUCUCUACGAGGAAGCGCAAGUUGAUUGUCGAGCGAGCUGCACAACUCGACAUCGUUGUCACCAACAAGCUUGCUAGGUUGCGCACCCAAGAAGAUGAGUGAUCCGGUAGUCACUGCUGUAGCGAUAUCCUGGCCUUAAAGUUGCUUUCAUUUAUCUUCACUAAGUUUAUGAAGACUGAAGUUUAAUCUUGGAAUUUUGAUGCAUGUGUUUGUGCUAUUUAAAUGCCUAUAAUUUCAAUGAAUUUUGAUCAAAA